AUGAUUGGUCGACAAGUGGAGUAUGACCCCACGCGAGUAGCAGGCAUAUUCACGUCCGGUGAUACCUUCUGCAACCUCUAUGGUUAUCUACUUAGCAUCCGCAAGGCUUUCCGCGACAGUGUGCAUCGGGGCAUACCAUCAGAACAAGACUACCGUUUUAUCCACUCGAUAUCCGGCCAUUACUCUAAUGUGACAGCACUCAGCACACUGGGAACGGACAUCCAGGGAAAGUCCAUCUCGAUUAAAGCACUUAAAGAUAACACUGUCGACUGGGACAACUUGGAGCGACAACUUGAUGACUGUUUCCGGCUGAAUAUCAAAGUACCGUGCAUUCUCUUGACAAUUGGUACUACGGACACCUUCGGUGUAGAUGACCCAAAGAAAGCUUACAACAUUCGCGAUAAGAUGAUCCGGAAGUAUGGUCUCAAGGAUGAUUGGAUUCCACACUUACACUGCGAUGCGGCUGUUGGAUGGCCAAUGAUGUUUUUCAAUAAUUACAAUUUAGAAGAAAACCCGAUUGGGUUGAAUAUUAAGACCCUCGAGGUAAUUGCUCAGCACAGGCUGCACACCGUGUUCUACAAUGUCAUCACAGUGGGGGACCAUAGCGGCGGCCCGUCUGUGUGCUGGAGGAUGUACAAAGGAAUCAACAAUCACGACGAAACCGAGACAGCUUUCGAACACGAUCUCAAUAUGAAAUUCUCGGACUCUAUCGAUGCCUUGGAUGAACACACUGUUUUCCACCGUCAGAUUCACGAUGAGAUCCAGGCGAUGCAUACUAAAAGCAGAGAAGCAGGUCUGAGUUUGGAUUGGAUUGGGUAUAUGCUUACCACUACUUACGACGACAGGGGCCGUACGAUCUAUACCCCGGGUCAGAAGGCGGUUUUCUUUAAAUGUUCAUACCACGUACGAGAACAUUGA
This is a messenger RNA of Sphaeroforma arctica JP610, 918 nucleotides long. RefSeq lists its product as hypothetical. Lineage: Eukaryota; Ichthyosporea; Ichthyophonida. The record is from RefSeq and is a predicted model, not a curated record. The coding region runs from base 1 to 918 and encodes 305 amino acids. The transcript has 5 exons.